Spirodela intermedia is the source of this 4554-nucleotide messenger RNA. The record is from the annotation of a GenBank genome assembly. NCBI's taxonomy places the organism in Eukaryota, Viridiplantae, Streptophyta, Magnoliopsida, Alismatales, Araceae.
AUGUUAGCUUCGUCAUGUCUUCCACUCCUCCAUGGUCGGCAUCCGGAUCCCUGUGCAUCAACUUCUCCCGAGUGGUGGACAGCUACAGAGCACAGUCACAAAACAAACACAUGACAAGACCGUAUCAAAAACAACCUCCGAAAUGCCGAAUAGAGCACCAGAGACACGUCGGGGGAAUAGCAGUCACCUUCUUCCCCGAGGCCGUCUGGACGAGCACGAGCUUGUCCCUGAAAUCCAGCACCUCGCCUUCCACCCACGCCUCUUCCCUGUCCUCCACCCACACCUUAUCGCCCCUUCGGAACGCCAUCUCCGCCUCCUGCGCCGGCGACACUCUCCGCUAAACCACCGAGAAACAGCCCGCAGGAGGGGGACGGAGGAUAAUCGAAAUAGGCCCCUCCCCCCAACCUCUCCCCACCCUCCCCCACCCUGCGGGACAGCAAGGAGACACUGAUCGAGUUCCCGCUCGAUCGCAAGGACGGUCGAAAUGGCGGAAGCUUCGAAUUUCGAUUUCCCUCCCGAUUAAACUAUUUAUAUUUAACGCCCCCCCGUGCUGGGCGCCUCCUGGCGGUGGCGUUUGGAAGCUUGUUAGCUUGCCGCUGUCGCACUUCCCCGCUAAAAUAUUACGAAAAUGUCACCACAACCAUCAGACGGUUGAACCAGAUCCGAUUCCGAGUGUCCGUUGAUGACAGGCAAUGAUGUGAUAUCGACGGCUAGAAAUGCGUGGGUCAGCGGAGGGCCCACUGUCCUGCACCAUUAGAUCGUGAUCAUGUAUCUCGACGCACCUUCGUCCCCUCCUGACAGAGGGGGCUAGUACGUCGUGCUCUUCGGCUCCUUGCUCCAGUCCGAUGCCGGUGGGGUCGUCGUCGUCGCCGCCGCCGCCGCCGCCGGCGCUGGUGGCGAUUUCCCGGCAGCUGGCCGUGGGAAGUGCGACAUGUGCGACAUGUGCGACCCCGUCUACUUGCCUACCUCGAAGAUAUGGCGCCGCAUUCUCAUAUGAUGUUUCGAGUGCUUCCGCCGGAAGGGGUGUAGCAGAGCGCCGGGGAGAGUUCUUUCGGAGCAGGUGCGUCGGGAUUUGUCCCGGAGUUGAUGGGAAGAGGUCAUUCUCCCCGAAGCAGCUCGUAGCACCAUGUCACUGCUCUGCCAAGGGGGAUGAGGAGGUGAGCGGCACUACUUCCCAGUCAUUCAUUAAUCAACAUGUCUAUGGCACUCUCCGUGGAAUUGACGUCAGCGCUUUGGAAUUCAUGACACUUUCAAUGCACUUGCUAUAGGUUGAUUUUUUGGACGAAGGGCAGAAGUUGCCCGUUGAGGCCGGUAAGAUUGAUAGUUCAGUCCGGUACUUGGUCGAACUUUUUUUAAUGGUGUAAUUUUAUGUCGAUUCUAUAUUAAAAAUAUUUCUUCCAUUGUAAAUCUCUAAUUUGCCUAAUUUCUCUAUUUAUUUCAAUUUCAGGUGCAGGGAGAAGAGAUGGAAAGGGAGCUUUGAAGGGGAUUUUCUCAUUCAAGGAGUACUCAUCUCCAUUAAGCAAUUUCAUUUCUCAAAGAGUAAAAGAAUAUAGCUCAUUUUUAUUUAUUUAUUUAUUUUCAUUUAUUCUGAGAUCCUUAGCGCGUUGGUUAUUCUGAUAGAGCCAUAGACAACUUCGAAUUCCCCUCUCCUCGAUUACAUAAACGAUUCUAUGGUCAAUCAAUUUUGAGUUGGAUGAAAAACCAUGCGUAUGUCCCCAGUCAGUGCACCACGUGUUUGUCACAAGUCGCUGUAUACAUGAGAUGACGCAGUAAUCGUCCACAAAAGACGGCAUGACUGUGAAAUCUGUUUUGAAUGACCAAUGUUGGAAUUCAACUUUCAUUCUUGAGUCUCAUUUCUCAAAACUUUCACAUAAUAUCAUCUUGUGCAUCUGGUAUAUACUUGAUAUACACUCGGAUGGUAUAUACUUGAUAUGUACUCACAUUUUGUAUCUGGUGACUUUUACAAUGUUUUUCAAUGAAAGAAAAAAUACGGUAUUUGCCAUAUUUAUGACAUGAUAGUGUUACCUAUAACUUGUAUCCUUCUCGUUCUUUCUUCUUAUGAUAGAUCCGUUGUAUUCUCUUGCCUUUUUAACCACUGGAAAAACCCUCAGGCUUAUGGAAAAACUGAGGAGGUACGGAAUCGCUGGCGUGUUGUCAUAUGGGUUGCUCAACACCGUCUAUUAUCUCAUAUCAUUUCUCUCAGUUUGGUGAGUUGCUCGAAAUCUUCUAUUAUUUUGUCUCACCCCAAUUUGGCUUUCAAUAUUUAUUGACAGUGUUCUUUGAUAGCUGGCAACUAUCUAGAUUUUACAUUAUAAUGAAUCCGUGUUUUGUUAAAUAUAGAUGAAGUGAGUUCAUGCACAUGUAUGAGGGAGGAGGGGUGAGUAGAAUGCGGAAUGGAAAAGAGAAAGAGAGAAGGAUAAAAGGAUGCAUUCAUCCCUAUGUUCAGGAGAGCGGGUGUGAAAAAUUGAUAAGGAGAGAAGGAAACAUAUUUAUGCAGGUAGGGUGGGAAGAAAGAUCUUCUUUUGGCAAUUGAGCGUGCCAACCGGAGGCAUUUAUGUGAGGUCAAAGUGUGUCAAACCUAAUUUACUAAAUAGUUGUUUGAUAGUGCCCAAAUUGAAGGUCAUAUUGGACUAAAGUUACCACCAUACAAUGAACUUGCGCAAUUAGAUAUAAUUAUAGAAGUCUCGAUUAUUUUAUGGAUUAAAAAUGUCACUGAGUAGUGGUUCAAAGUGGGAACAAACCAGAUAUCAGUCUUCACUGGUGAUGGGUUCAGUAUAUUUCUACCCAACAUUCAGCGAGAUCAAAGAUUGUAAGGUGCAAGACCGCCAUAAAUGUUGGACGUUCCCUGUAUCUAUUCUUUGUACCUAAUGAAUUUGUGAAAAACGUAAUUCCGUAAAAAAGCACUACAGAUUGUUUAUAAAUAUUCAGCCUUUGCACGGACUGAGUGUGAUUGGAUCACAAGGUUCUGAGAUGUCCACUCUUUCCUGCACCACCUGACAUUGGAUGGGGGAAAUUCCCAUCAUAACUCAUUUAGAAAAUUAUUGAAUUAUAGUUGGCUUACAAGCAGCCCAUCUCAAUGUGGAUUCCCACAUUUUUUUCUCUUUUCCUAACUUUCAUACCACCUACUCCCCUCUGUAUCAUUAACAUUUUUUCUUUAUAUUAGGCCAGAGUUGGCAUCAGCUACUUCUAUCUUUUUUGCUGUUUCUCCGGCAUUUGUAACUAGCAAAUGUUUGGGAAAAAAAAUCAGCGGAGAGAUCAAAAUACUCUAAAAAAAACUUCAUGACAAAGAGCAUAAGCUAAGAAGAUUAAAGGUACAUUUUGACCACUUUGAUCCCAAACAUAAGAUGUAAAUCUUUAAAGGUUAAUGUUUGAAGCUCUAUCUUGACAAUGGUAAUGUAGUGUCUUUCAGGAUUAGAAUUGGACAUUGGUGCAAAGAAAAGAUUAAGAUUUAGUAGAAAACAAUUCAUAAUCCAUUAUGCUUAAAAUCUUUUGAAAGCCUUUAAGAUUUAGAUGUAUUCUUCUAAGACAGCCAUCUGCACUUGCACAUAUUAGGCAAUCAUAGAAAAAAUGUCACUCUCUCCUACAUAGUUCCUCGAGAGGUUGCUAUUUAUGGAUGAUGAGGGUAGCCAAAAUGCAGUCCCAAAUUAUCAGAUAAAUCGUCGUGUAUAUGUCCGCUAUUUGGAGCUUCUUUCGUUGGUUUAUGCAGUGUCUGAUCAAAAGAAUCUUCCUAUCCAUCACCUGAGUGCUGUAUGUAUGCAUGGAAGUUCUCCCUUUUCAUGCGCUCAUCCUAUAAAUUGUUGUAUUCUUUUCUUAUAGAAACUUUUGUAUGAGAGAAUGGGACGGACUUGUCAGAAGAGUCCUAAACAUAUCUUCAUUUCAGGCUUUAUUUUGCUCCCGCACCUGGGAAACUGGGUUACGCCGCAUCCGUUGAGAGGUUAUCUUGCAACUCAUCAUUCACUAUUUACCAUAAGUUUAAUGUAUCAAUGUCCAUCUUUUAAUUCUUUGAAAUUUUUAAUUGCAGAGUUUUGAAGAUCAUGGCCGCAGUAUGGGCUGGAAGCCAAGUCACCAAGCUCCUAAGAGCAGCGGGGUGAGCUCACUUUCCCCUAUUGAUUAUUACGGUGAGAAUAUUGUCAGGCUUUCCAUCAAACCCGUCAGCUCCUGAUUUCUCUUAGCCAGAAUAUGUGCCGACUCCGAACGGUUUCUCCAACAUUCUUACUGAAGCCAAUUCAUCAUUUUAGUGCUCUUUCUCUCUCUCUCUCUCUCUCUCUCUCAUCUCUCUCAGCUAUUAUCUCACCAGGCUUGUGGUCGCUUCAGGGCCCUUGCGCUGGCUCCCCUGGUGGAGAAGGGGCUCUCCUGGUUCACCAUCAAGUUCAAGUUCGACUCUCAAGGGAAGGUAGGGGAGUCCCAAACCUUGCUUCAAUAUUCCGCUUCCCCUGCAACGUAUUCACCUACACUCCCCCCCCUUCCAACCUGCAGGCAUUCGCGGCUAUCGCAGGCGUUUGCUUCGGCUUGGCCUUCCUCCUGUUCAUCGUGCUGACAUUGCUCUGGGCUUAG